AUGGUUCAAUUCAAAGCCCUCGUCUUCGCUCUCGCCAUCUUCAUGGCAACCGCAUCCGCAGCCCCAGCAGAAAACGACGUCCCGUCCGACAGAUGCAUGCCGGGAUGCCAUCCCAAGAAAGCCUGGUGCAAUCCUCCAUACUUGCUUGCUGGUAUAAUAGUACGAAACCCCGUACAAGCUGCCAACUAG
Messenger RNA from Uncinocarpus reesii 1704, 189 nucleotides. RefSeq lists its product as uncharacterized. The transcript has 2 exons. The record is from RefSeq and is a predicted model, not a curated record. The coding region runs from base 1 to 189 and encodes 62 amino acids. NCBI's taxonomy places the organism in Eukaryota, Fungi, Ascomycota, Eurotiomycetes, Onygenales, Onygenaceae.